AUGAUGUCAAGAUUGAUAGAACCACUGAGAUUAGUGGGAGUGAUUGGGGAUGUUCUUGAUGUCUUCACCCCCUCAGUAAAAAUUAGUGUGAUAUACAACACAAACAUGGAAGUCAAGAAUGGCUUCGAAUUCAUGCCUUCAACUAUCAGGUUUCCUCCUCAAGUCAGAGUUGAUGGCGAUAUGGGCAUAUUUUACACACUGAUAUUGACAGACCCAGAUGUCCCCAAUCCUAGUGAUCCUACCGGACGCGAAUAUCUCCAUUGGAUGGUGACUGAUAUACCUGGAACAAAAUCCACUUCUUUUGGUCGAGAACUAGUGAGUUAUGAGAGUCCAACACCAACAAUUGGAAUUCAUCGAUAUGUAUUUGCUUUGUUCGAGCAAGAGGGGAGGGGAGUAGUAGAUGCUUCUCCUCCGCGUCACCAUUUUAGUACUAGGGAGUUUGCACAGAGUAAUGGGUUGGGAUUACCAGUUGCUGCGCUAUUCUUCAACGCCCAACGAGAGACUGCUGGACGAAGACGUUAA
Cryptomeria japonica (Japanese cedar) is the source of this 522-nucleotide messenger RNA. Its product is annotated as CEN-like protein 1. The record is from RefSeq and is a predicted model, not a curated record. NCBI's taxonomy places the organism in Eukaryota, Viridiplantae, Streptophyta, Pinopsida, Cupressales, Cupressaceae. The coding region runs from base 1 to 522 and encodes 173 amino acids. The transcript has 4 exons.